Vitis riparia (riverbank grape) is the source of this 957-nucleotide messenger RNA. RefSeq names its product nudix hydrolase 3-like. Gene Ontology annotation, cellular component: cytoplasm. NCBI's taxonomy places the organism in Eukaryota, Viridiplantae, Streptophyta, Magnoliopsida, Vitales, Vitaceae. The transcript is spliced from 6 exons. Gene Ontology annotation, molecular function: isopentenyl-diphosphate delta-isomerase activity. Gene Ontology annotation, biological process: isopentenyl diphosphate biosynthetic process. Bases 196 to 918 code for a protein of 240 amino acids. The record is from RefSeq and is a predicted model, not a curated record.
UCAGGUUUUUCAUACUGUUUUUAAAACCGGUGCCCAAACAGGUCAAUUCUCAUUUUCCAAAAAGUUGCAGUAUUGGAUUCAAGCGUGGGGUUGAAGUCGUGAAGAAAUUCCCAAGCAUCGGUUGCCGGGAACUCACAAACAUAAACCAGUAUAAAACCAACAAAGAGUGCUUGAUUAUUCGGCGAUUGAGUGUGGAUGGCAUCAAUGGCGGAGCCUCUGCUUCAUGAGGAGCACUUUGACGUUCUCACCAAAACUGGUCAAAGGACUGGCCUUUCCAAGCCCAGGGGAGAUGUUCAUAGAGACGGUGAUUACCAUGCUGCUGUUCAUGUGUGGAUUUUUUCUGAGAGUACACAAGAACUGCUUCUUCAACGACGUGCUGACUGCAAGGAUUCAUGGCCCGGGUUGUGGGAUAUCUCCAGCGCUGGCCAUAUAUCUGCCGGUGAUUCAUCCCUUAUAACUGCAAGGAGGGAGCUUCAUGAAGAGCUUGGUGUAAUCCUUCCAAAAGAUGCCUUUGAAUUUUUAUUCGUUUUCCUUCAAGAAUGUGUCAUAAAUGAUGGAAAAUUCAUUAAUAAUGAAUUCAAUGAUGUGUAUUUGGUAACAACUCUUGCUCCUAUACCUCUGGAAGCCUUUACUCUACAGGAAUCAGAAGUUUCUGCUGUUAAAUACAUUUCUUGUGAGGAAUAUAAGAGGUUACUUGCUAAAGAAGAUCCAGAGUAUGUUCCCUAUGAUGUAAAUGGGAAAUAUGGUCAGCUCUUUGAUAUAAUUGCACAAAGGUACAAAGAGAACAUGGAGGAACGCAGUCUAACUCUGCAGAAACAACUUCGUCGUUAUGUUCCUAUUUCUCUUGAGGCAGAGGUAUUCAACUUGUUUAUAUUCACUGAUUUAUUUUGUUGUGUUUGGUUCAUUGUGUUGCCUUAGAGUUUGAGUUUUUAUUUUUCAUGUAAUAUUGGGUGGGAU